AUGAAAGAAAGCAAUCUGUACCGCUUCAAAGAUAUAAAGCCUGUAGUUAGUGCUAAGGAACUUGUGGAUGUGGUAUUAUCAAAAACACAAAGGAAAACGCCCACAGAAAUUCAUAAAGGAUUUAAGAUAACAAGGAUUAGGAAUUUUUAUAUGAGGAAAGUUAAAAUAUGUCAAGAAUUAUUUCGAGAAAAAUUACAAAAUAUAAUAAAUGAUUUCCCUAAAUUAGAUGAUAUCCAUCCGUUUUAUUCGGAUUUAGCAAAUAUAUUAUAUGACAGAGAUCAUUAUAAAUUGUCAUUAGGGCAAUGUAGUUAUGUUAGCAAAUCAUUAAUAAGAAUAUGUCAUGAUUAUAUAAAACUUUUAAAAUUUAGUUCAUCUUUAUAUAAAUGUAAAAUGUUAAAAAUAAGUGCACUAGGUAGAAUGUGUAAAUUAGUUAAGAAAUUACAACCUAGUUUAUUAUAUUUAGAAGAGGUUCGACAAAAUUUAUCAAGAUUACCUUCUAUUAAUCCUCAUAAAAAAACAAUUAUAUUAUCAGGAGCACCAAAUGUAGGUAAAUCAUCUUUUAUGAAUAUUGUAUCAAGAGCCAAUGUAGAUGUUCAAUCCUAUUCUUUUACUACAAAAAAUUUAUAUGUAGGACAUUUUGAUCAUAAAUUAAACAAAUAUCAAAUUAUAGAUACUCCAGGUUUAUUAGAUAGAGCAUUCGAAAACAGAAACACUAUUGAGAUGACUACUAUUACAGCACUUGCUCAUAUUAACGGAGUUAUACUCUUUAUUAUAGAUAUAAGCGAACAAUGUGGAUUAACCAUAAAAGAGCAAAUUAAUUUAUUCUAUUCUAUUAAAUCAGUCUUUUCCAAUAAAUCUAUUGUUAUCGGAUUUAAUAAAAUCGACAAAUGCAAUAUGGACAGCUUAUCUAUUGAUAAUAAAUUAUUAAUAAAACAAAUUCUUGAUAAUGUGAAAAAUCCUAUUAAAUUCUCUUCAUUUAGUACACUUACAGGAGUUGGAGUAGAACAAGCCAAAAUAACUGCAUGUGAGUUGCUAAAAAAUGAUCAAGCUGAAUCUAUCCUAUUGGAUCAAGAACAAUUGCUAAACACCAAAUUGGGUGAAACAAAAAACCACCUGAACAGAACCCCAUUUAUACCUGAAUCGGUCAUACGAGAAAGGAAAUUACGCCAAGAAAAAGCUCAAUCCACAAACAACAUGUUCGAUUCAACAAACGCAGAUAGUAUUACGUCCCCAUGUGAUCCAACGAAUGCCACGGAAGGGGAUCCCAAUAAACAAUAUACCAUGAGAGAAUUAAAAUUAAAAAAGAAAAAUAAAAGCCGACAAAGUUAUUUAAGUAACAGAACAGAUGAUAAAGUAUUACAAAUUGAUCUUCAAAAUGAAAAUGGAGGAGCAGGUGUAUACUCUGUAGAUAUUAGAAAUAACUAUGAUAUUAAAGAAGAAUAUAAAUAUGAUGUAAUACCAGAAAUAUAUAACGGAAAAAAUAUUAGUGAUUUUAUAGAUAUGGAUAUAGAAAAAAAAUUAUUAGAAUUAGAAAAAGAAGAAGAAGAAUUAUAUGAUAAGGAUGCUAAUAUCGAUCCUUUAUGGUUUAAGACACAAAAAAUUCUAGAAAAAAUGAAAUUAAGAUUAAAGAGUGUUAGAUUAGAUGCAAAAUUAAAAGAUCAAAAUGUUCAAAUAUAUAAUAAGAGAAAAAAAAAUAUUGAAGAAAUAGAAAAGAAAUUACUAGACCUGAAAUUAGAUAAAGAAAAAGUUAUUAAAAGUAUGACUGAAAAAGCAAGAAACAAAAAUAAACAACCAGUAGUUAAAAAACAAAAAGUUAAAAAAGAUAUAUCGAAGAAAAAACAAAUUAAAGAUAAUAUAUAUAAUGAUGAAAAUAAAUUAUCCAAAAUAUUUUUAAGUACAUCAACAGAAUUACAAAGAAAGAAAGCAUAUAAAUUAAAUAAAAUGGCUUAUAAAAAAAUUACCAAAGGUACCAAAGGAGAGGCAGACAGAUCAAUACCGUCCUUAAAGCCACGUCACUUAUUUUCAGGAAAGCGUUCCAUAGGAAAAACAUCCCGUCGUUAA
This is a messenger RNA of Plasmodium falciparum 3D7, 2061 nucleotides long. RefSeq names its product NOG1 family protein (gene NOG1). The record is from RefSeq and is a predicted model, not a curated record. Lineage: Eukaryota; Apicomplexa; Aconoidasida; Haemosporida; Plasmodiidae. Gene Ontology annotation, cellular component: nucleolus. Gene Ontology annotation, molecular function: GTP binding; metal ion binding; magnesium ion binding.